Messenger RNA from Pygocentrus nattereri (red-bellied piranha), 1321 nucleotides. RefSeq lists its product as uncharacterized. The transcript has 9 exons. Lineage: Eukaryota; Metazoa; Chordata; Actinopteri; Characiformes; Serrasalmidae. The coding region runs from base 257 to 1321 and encodes 354 amino acids. The record is from RefSeq and is a predicted model, not a curated record.
CACCGGAAACGCAUGGACAUGACGAAGCUCUUUCUGCGUCAUGUGUGUUUGAGGCUCCGAGGGACUUUCCUCUUCAGGAACGAGAAAUAAUGGAGAAGCUGUGACAAACAGGGUCAUCCACAUUGACACCUGAUUGUCAUCCAAUUCAUUUACCUCCCUGACCCUCAUUAUCACCUUCACCAAACUGGUGGCAGAUGGGACAUCUACCUGGAAACAUCCUGACGUGUGCAUCUGAAUCGGAUACAAUAGGUCAGUCAUGCAGUCCUGCAGUUCUGCUCAUUGUGUCCUGAUCUUACUGAUCUCUACAUUUACUACAGAAUCUUCUAACAUCCUGUGGAGGGCCAGUGGAGAACCGCAACUUUCAAGGACUGCAUCAAAUGAUUAUUCGGUCAAGGUAAAGCUUCAUGACUCUGCCACUCUGCCCUGCUCUGAGAGAUGUUCUGGUUCAGCGAAAUGGACUGUGUUCACUAAACGCCGUGACACUCUGGCUGAGUGUGAUCAGACUUCAUGCAGAUCAGUGAAGGAGGGAUAUCAGAUGAUCCAUGAUCAGUACCUGAAGGGGAAUUUUUCCCUCAUUAUCACUGAUGCUGAUUUCAGUAAGAGAGGCUGGUACACAUGUGACUGUGAUGACAAAGACAUCUGUGAUGUUCAGCUACAGAUUGAGUCCUUGAACACUACAGUUGAGAUGAUGGCCGGUGAAUCUCUGAUCCUAAGGCUGGACGUAUCAGAUCCAGUGGACGUGAUUUAUAACAGUACAGGUACACCUGGACCAUCCAGUGGUCAGAUCUGUACAGUGGAUGGACCCUCACUACAGUGUAAACCUGAAUACACACAGAGAUCAUCACUCACAUCUGGUGUUGAGCUGAGAAGAAUGACUCCAUCAGACAGUGGAGUUUAUACUGUAAUGGACAGCAGGAAUAAAGAGGUCAUUCACACCUACACAGUGACCGUCCAAGAUGUACAACAGACUAGGAUAUGGAAGGAUGGAUAUCGGAAGGGAAAUGAAGAUGGAUAUCGUAACGGAUUUGGAAUUGGAGCAGUGGUUUUUGGGAUUGUAGCACUGGCUUUUGGUGUAAUCCUGGGAAUGCUUGCUGGGCCACAGGUUUGUCCCCUGACAGACACACAUGUCAUGAUAUGCAGAAGAGAAGAAACCUCAGGCGGAAAAAGAGAAGAACCCUCAGACACAUCCAGCAGACAAAGCAGCCAAGCAACACUCCAAGCAAGAUCCCCAAACCAAGCCCAAAGCAAAAUUGGUAUUUCUUCCAAAACCUCCAUGUCCAGUUCUCCUUCCCAUCUAAAACAAUUAAACACAGUCUCAUAA